This is a messenger RNA of Octopus sinensis (East Asian common octopus), 819 nucleotides long. RefSeq names its product probable dolichyl pyrophosphate Glc1Man9GlcNAc2 alpha-1,3-glucosyltransferase. The coding region runs from base 1 to 819 and encodes 272 amino acids. Gene Ontology annotation, cellular component: endoplasmic reticulum membrane. The record is from RefSeq and is a predicted model, not a curated record. NCBI's taxonomy places the organism in Eukaryota, Metazoa, Mollusca, Cephalopoda, Octopoda, Octopodidae. Gene Ontology annotation, biological process: protein N-linked glycosylation. The transcript has 7 exons. Gene Ontology annotation, molecular function: dolichyl pyrophosphate Glc1Man9GlcNAc2 alpha-1,3-glucosyltransferase activity.
AUGCUAUUGAUGUUGGAAUACAAAUGUUGUGGGUUCUAUUCCGAAGGAAGCAAGUUUCCAGCAGAGGUCAAGUCUUGUCACCGUUCCCAACUUUUCUCAACUGACUUUGAAGUUCACCGACAUUGGCUUUCCAUUGUCAGUACUCUGCCAAUAAAGAAUUGGUACAAAGACGAAACUUCUCAAUGGACUCUUGAUUAUCCACCUUUCUUUGCUUGGUUUGAAUAUAUACUGUCAUUCCCUGCUAAAUAUUUUGACCCAAACAUGCUCCAACUUUCAAAAAAUUCUUAUGUCUCUGAUUCUACAGUUCUCUUUCAGAGAUCUUCCGUCAUUCUUGCUGAGAUAUUUUAUUUAGUCAACGUGCUUUCGGAUGUAUUUUCGCGACUUUUUCCAUUCGGAAGGGGACUCUGUCAUUCUUAUUGGGCUCCGAAUUUUUGGGCUUUGUAUUCAAUAGCGGAUAAACUACUCUUUCAUUAUGGUUUUCCAUUCAUUUUCAAAAUAUUGUUCUGCAGUGUCAAAAAUGUUGAUAAAGUUUUUCUCAGGUCAUUGUUCGUCGGUUCGUUCGCAUCGUUCAUGUUUGGAUGGCAUGUCCACGAAAAGGCUAUAAUUAUCCCUAAUCUUUUAAUGGGUAAGACUGAGUUAACAGAGGUCAUUCGGGAGAGUUCGAAACUUUUGGAUGUUCCGGAUGCUUUGCCUACACUAAGUGCUAAGAGAGACACGUCCGGAAAACCCGGAUUAUUACAUUAUAUGUCAGAGUCUAAAAACUGUAAGACUGAUAAUUUAUCAAGUUUGAUAGUAUUAAAUUUGGAUUUUUUGCGUUAA